UGGUUUUUUGUAGAGGAACCGCUGAAAGGGUUUAAAGAUUUCAAGAGUGUCGAGGCAGGGUUUUAGGGUUUUACCCCCACCAUGCCCAUCACGUCCCUCCCAAUCCCCUUUGAUUUCUCUUCCUCAUCUCUCAAAUUUAGCCCUAAGUUCUCUUUUCCCUCUCAUUUCUCUCCCAAUUCACAACAAAAUCCCUUCCAUUUCUUCCAACACAGAAUCACAUUCCAUCAACAUAAAACCCACCUCCCCUCUCUCCAUAUUCUUUUCUGUUCCUCACCCCAAAGCAGCAGCAGCAACAACAAUCCCCAGUCGGACCACCAAUAUGGCCAUCUCGAGAAGCAAGCUCAGGAAGCCAUCUCUCAGCUUCUCCAAGAAUUGGGACUUCCUGUGCAGGAAUCUGACUCCAUCUCCCUCACUUGCCCCAAGUACACUAAGAUGUUGAUUGAGAGCGUGCAGGAUUUGGAGGAUUGGAAUAAGUGGAAAAAUGGGGAUGAUUUUAAAGAUGGUGGGAUUGGCGUUUUUGAGGGGUUUAAGGAGAAGGUGUUUUCAAUGGCUAAGGAAAAAGGUGAUGAUGGAAAAGCUGCUUUCUUGGAGAGUAUUGGUCUGAGCUUGCCCUCGGCUAUGUAUUUUGCCAGAUAUGCUUCUGGAGAGUCCCUUCUGACUCUUAUUCGUAAGGUUAAGUAUAUGAAGGAAAUCUUAUUUUCUGACAGUGAUGAUAAAGGGUUCUUUGGGAAAAAUGCUCGUCGUAUGAUGAUGUGCUUAUCAAUUUCCAUUGAUGAUGAUGUGCAGAGAACAUUAUCCUUUUUCCAAAAGAUUGAAGCAAGGCGGGGAGGUCUAAACAUGUUGGGUUGUGCAGAUUCGUCUUUUCAUUUUCUAGUUGGAUCAUUUCCUCGUCUCCUCUUGUUAUCAGUAGAAUCUCAUUUGAUUCCUGUAGUGGAAUUUCUUGGAAGUAUUGGAGUUCCCAAGGAGUGUGUGGGAAAGGUACUUCUGUUAUUUCCGUCAAUUAUCUUGAGCAACGUCGAAGAUAUCAUAGCAAAACUCAAAACUUUCGAGAAGGUUUUUGCAUCGAAUAAAGAUAUUGGUAAAAUAUUGAUAAAAUAUCCUUGGAUUCUUUCAGCAAGGAUUCAGGAAAAUUAUGGGGUGAUCAGUUCUUUCUUUGAUUCACAGAAGGUGCCAAAAGCAAGUGUUGACAGUGCAAUCAGAAGAUGGCCUUAUUUGUUGGGAUGUUCAACUAGCAAGCUGAAAUUAAUGGUUGAAGAAUUUAGGGAAUUAGGUGUUGGAAACAAGAUGUUGGGUCAGGUUAUUGCUACAAGUCCUCAAUUACUGUUACUGAAACCUCAAGAAUUUCUCCAGGUGGUUUCAUUUUUAGAGGAUCUAGGGUUUGAUACAGAAACUGUUGGGAAGAUACUUGUUCGUUGUCCUGAAAUUUUUGCUACCAGCACCGAGAGAACUCUUAAUAGAAAGAUUAAAUUCCUUAAUGCUAUUGGUGUUUCUGAUGAUCGCAUUCCUCGGGCUAUCAAGAAGUAUCCAGAGCUUCUUGUGUCUCAUGUAGAAAGAACUUUACUUCCCAGGAUGAACUACUUGAUGAAGAUAGGAUUGUCAGAAAAGGAUGUUGCUUUCAUGGUUCACAGGUUCUCUCCUUUGCUCGGAUACAGUAUUGAGGAGGUUCUGAAACCAAAAUAUGAAUUCCUAGUAAACACAAUGGAGAAACCAGUGAGGGAUGUGGUGGAUUAUCCAAGGUAUUUUAGUUAUUCAUUAGAGAAAAAGAUAAAGCCAAGAUUUUGGGUGCUGAAGGGGAGGAAUAUAGAAUGUAGCUUAAAAGAUAUGUUAGGUAAAAAUGAUGAGGAUUUUGCUACUGAAUUUAUGGUUGAUGAAAGAAUGCUUGUUCCCCCGUCCCCUUCCCGCGAAUCCAAGUGAAGUUAUUGUAUCAUGUUAGCUGCCAGAUAUUGUAAAUAGCAAAAAUGUAGCAUGAACGUUUUUCAAAAUAGUGUAUCCUCCUGGCUUGUUCA
Molecule: messenger RNA, 2006 nt
Organism: Tripterygium wilfordii
Lineage: Eukaryota; Viridiplantae; Streptophyta; Magnoliopsida; Celastrales; Celastraceae
Product: transcription termination factor MTERF2, chloroplastic
Exons: 7
Coding region: 82-1914 (610 amino acids)
Biological process (GO): regulation of DNA-templated transcription
Molecular function (GO): double-stranded DNA binding
Source: RefSeq, a predicted model, not a curated record